AUGGAAGCCCUGGGCCUUUUGUUCGACUUGUUCGACAACAGCACCCUUGAUCCAGACGCCCCCAUCAUUGGUCCCUUGAUCUCAGAAGUGCUGAUCGAGACUCCUCUGGGCCCCAUGAAGCUGGCAGCGAUGUCCAUGGAAUCCUUGAGCGUCGCACCUGGUGGGAAGGUGAACAUCAGUGGGGGCCCUGACACAGGUUUUCAAUUGGAGGUGGGUCAGCACAACUUGGCGCAAAUCAUUUCUUGCCCUGAGAUGUUGGGCGUGAGCUGCAUCGAGGGUCCUGUGGUGAUGAACAUCCUUACCAUGAAUGAGAACGCUUCAGCCAACUUGCGCAAAGACAACGUGCUGGCUGAUGAACGGGUGCGGCGAUUGGCCGAAGGUGAAGGUGCAUCGACAUUACAAUCAAAGCCAGCUUCCAUCAACUUUUGGACCCGCAAAGGCAGCAAGAUUCCCGUCUCCGGGCUGUAUCCACCCAUGCUGAUGGUUCUGGAAGUGGACCGGCCCGGUGCAACCUGCGCCUACUGGGACGAAAAAGUUGCCAAGUGGUCCGAAGACGGGGUGGCCACCGUGGCCACCGUGGCCACCAUCCAUUGCGUGUACCACCAGGCACUUGUCAAUCUUUGGAGGCAUCCUGAGCACUAUCGUUGGCAAUAUUGUUUUGGCACU
Messenger RNA from Cladocopium goreaui, 666 nucleotides. NCBI's taxonomy places the organism in Eukaryota, Dinophyceae, Suessiales, Symbiodiniaceae. The record is from the annotation of a GenBank genome assembly.